AUGGCAGACUCACCAAACAUCCCGGGCCCCAAGAAAGAAGGCCAGAAGCUGUACCUCUGGUCCCGUUCAAGCCAAGGCCCCGUCGGGGAGGGAGCUCCGGGUUCAACAACACCUACGACGGCAUCACCAACAUCACCAUCACCGGAGCAGGCGUCCGACCCUAAGCUCGACCCGACCGACUUCCAGAAGAACUUCCCGACGCAGGACGGUGCCGCCGCGCCGGGGUACCCGUCUAUCGGCGAGGCCGUCAAGACCAUCAAGUCGGACGACUUCCUCUCCGUCACGCAGACGCCUUGCGCGCGGGACGGGUUUCUCACCGGUAUCGCCAGCGGUGCUGGUGUUGGAGGAUUCAGAUAUGUCUUCGGAGGCUCACCCAUCAAGGCGGCAAACUGGGCCGUAGGCAGCUUCCUCGUCGGCUGCAUCGGCUCCUACGAGUACUGCCAGAUGAAGCGGCGGCAGGAGCGCGUCAAGAUGAAGCGCACCGUCGAGGUCUACCAGGAGACCAUGAUCGACAAGCGCCGCCGCGAGAUCGAGCAGCUCAAGCAGCAGGCCGAGCAGAAAAAGGCAGAGGAGGAGGCCAAGGCCGCCGGCCAGAAGUCUUGGUACAAGUUCUGGUGA
Messenger RNA from Colletotrichum abscissum, 618 nucleotides. RefSeq lists its product as uncharacterized. The record is from RefSeq and is a predicted model, not a curated record. The transcript is spliced from 2 exons. The coding region runs from base 1 to 618 and encodes 205 amino acids. Lineage: Eukaryota; Fungi; Ascomycota; Sordariomycetes; Glomerellales; Glomerellaceae. Gene Ontology annotation, biological process: mitochondrial respiratory chain complex IV assembly. Gene Ontology annotation, cellular component: mitochondrial inner membrane; mitochondrion.